AUGUCGAUUUUGACAAUAUUUUUACUUAUUUUUUAUGUAAAUAUUGUUUCAAGUUUGAAUGAUACAACUCAAUUAGAAAAUUUUACAAUUGAAUGGCAAAAUUUUGACUUAUUAACAUGUGCUAUACCAAAAACAAUAAAUAUAUCCAUUUUUAGUUGUUUAUCACCACCUAGUUAUACACAAGUAGAUGAUAUAUCAUGUCUUCAAGAGUCAACAAUUAAUUUCGAAGGAAGUAUAUGUCAAUCCACAUCGGCGACAACGGCUUUUAUAAAGUGGGAAGGAGAAACAACACAAUCCUCAUCAACAAUAAGUAGUAGUGGUAUGAAUCAAGAGUUAUCAGCAACCACUAGUACUAUAAUACAAUCACCAUCGACAACAAGUAGUAGUAUGAACCAAGAGUUAUCAGCAAUCACUGGCAUUACAACACAAUCAUUAUCAACAAUAAGUAGUAGUGGUAUGAAUCAAGAAUUAUCAGCAAUCACUGACAUUACAAUACAAUCAUCAUCAACAGCAAGUAGUAGUACGAAUCAAGAAUUAUCAGUAAUCACUAGCAUUACAACACAAUCAUCACCAACAACAAGUAGUAGUGAUACGAAUCAAGAGUUAUUAGCAACCACUAGCACUACAAUACAAUCAUCAUCAACAGCAAGUAGUAGUACGAAUCAAGAACUAUCAGCAAUCACUGGCAUUACAACACAAUCAUCAUCAACAGCAAGUAGUAGUACGAAUCAAGAGUUAUCAGCAAUCACUGGCAUUACAACACAAUCAUCACCAACAACAAGUGGUAGUAGUACGAAUCAAAAGUCAUCAGCAACCACUAGCAUUACAACACAAUCGUCACCAACAACAAGUGGUAGUAGUACGAAUCAAGUAUUACCAGCAACCACUAGCACUACAAUACAAUCAUCAUCAACAGCAAGUAGUAGUACGAAUCAAGAACUAUCAGCAAUCACUGGCAUUACAACACAAUCAUCACCAACAACCAGUAGUAGUGGUACGAAUCAAGAGUUAUCAGCAAUCACUAGCAUUACAACACAAUCAUCACCAACAACAAGUAGUAGUGAUACGAAUCAAGAGUUAUCAGUAACCACUAGCACUACAAUACAAUCAUCAUCAACAAUAAGUAGUAGUGGUAUGAAUCAAGAAUUAUCAGCAAUCACUGACAUUACAACACAACCAUCACCAACAACAAGUAGUAGUGGUACGAAUCAAGAGUUAUCAGCAACCACUAGCAUUACAAUACAAUCAUCACCAACAACAAGUGGUAGUGGUACGAAUCAAGUGUUAUCAGCAACCACUAGCAUUACAAUACAAUCAUCACCAACAACCAGUAGUAGUGGUACGAAUCAAGAGUUAUCAGCAAUCACUAGCAUUACAACACAACCAUCAUCAACAACAAGUAGUAGUACGAAUCAAAAGUCAUCAGCAGCCACUAGCAUUACAACACAAUCAUCACCAACAACAAGUGGUAGUAGUACGAAUCAAAAGUCAUCAGCAACCACUAGCAUUACAACACAAUCGUCAUCAUCAACAAGUAGCAGUGACAGUACGAAUCAAGUAUUACCAGCAACCACUAGUAUUAUAACACAAUCAUCAUCAUUAUCAACAGCAACUCGUACUACUCAUUCAUUAACCAUUAUGUCCAGUAGUAUGUCUCAGACGUCAUCAACAAUAACAAACAAUACAAAUCAUACGACACUUAAUAACACUAGUCAUACAUCAUCAAUAACAAUAGAAAGUAGUACGACUCGAGUAACUACUAUUGAUACAAUUCAAACAUCGAUAACAACAGCUAGUAGUAAUAUUGCUCAUGCAUCAAUAGCAAUAACAACUGAAGCAUCAAAAGCGGCUAUUAUAGCAGAUCCAUAUUACUGUCCAGGAGAUACUAUAGGUUCUGCUUGUAACAUAUCAUCUGAUAUAUGUGCUAUGUCACAACCAUGUUUGAAUGCAGCAACAUGUUUUCCAAAUAAUACAUUACCAUUAGGAUAUCAAUGUCAAUGUCAAACAGGUUAUACAGGUGACAGUUGUGAAAAUAAAAGAAUAUGUAGAACGAAUACAUGUUUAAAUGACGGAAUUUGUAUUGAAGUUAAUGAUCAAAUAAAUUUCAUAUGUGAAUGUCAAACAGGUUAUACAGGUAUUCGUUGUGAAUUUAAAGUGGAUUAUUGUAGUAAUAUGUCAUGUAAAAAUAAUGGUAUUUGA
Molecule: messenger RNA, 2199 nt
Organism: Rotaria sordida
Lineage: Eukaryota; Metazoa; Rotifera; Eurotatoria; Philodinida; Philodinidae
Source: the annotation of a GenBank genome assembly